ACUGACUGGCAGCACUGCUGGGCUGCACUGGUGGGUGGCACUGGUGGGUGGGCACAGGUGGGUGGCACUGGUGGGCACAGGUGGGUGGGCACAGGUGGGUGGCACUGCUGGGCACAGGUAGGUGGCACUUCUGGGCACAGGUGUGUGACACUGCAGAGUGGCACAGGUGGGUGCACUGCUGGGCACAGGUGGGUGCACUGCUGGGCACAGGUGGGCGGAGCUAGUGGGGCGCACUGCUGGGCACAGGUGGGCGGAACUUGCGGGUGGCAUUGCUGGGCACCG
Molecule: messenger RNA, 282 nt
Organism: Staurois parvus
Lineage: Eukaryota; Metazoa; Chordata; Amphibia; Anura; Ranidae
Source: the annotation of a GenBank genome assembly